UUAGGAGCGAAGCCGCCGUCGCCGCCACCACCAGCGAAGCCCCGCAAAGGCUUUCUAUCCAGCGAGGAAGCGCGCGCGCUCUAUCCUUGAGCCGCCGCCGCCGCCGCCGCCGCCGCCGCCGCCGCGCGCGCGAUACCAUAGCCCGCGAUAUAGUCCGAGCUUUUGGACACUCAAGAUUCGACGCAGCGAGCAUUUCCAUUGUCUCGUUAUUACAGUUUCUUUCAUUCCUAUUUCGUUUGGCUUCUGCUUCGGUCUCUCGUGCUCGUUCAUGGUUGUAUUGUCGCGCGUGGUGCCAAGUGAAUGCCGGAACAGCACCGCGAUGAUAUGGUGAUACGGCACGAGUGAGAAGGUCAGAGGGUACGUCAUGGCGUGCAGCGGCUUUUCAUUUGGACGGAGCGUUACCAGCUCAGCGCUUGUCUUACUGAUACUGCUCCAAGCAGUUUUAGUAUGGGAGCGAGGUUUCAUGGCGCCAGCACCAGUGAAAAAAAAUGAUAUCCUAGCUGGUACGGAAUUUUUAUCCGUCUUCAUUAAUGGAGCUAUGGCUCCCAGGCCAACAAGGAAACGUCUCAGUCUUCGACGAGGCAAUACUGUUAUUGCAGAUAAUGUGCCAGCUGAAUCGAAAAACGACGAAGCCAAUAUUUUUCGAAUAUCGCGAGCACCGAUUACGAUAAAACCGACAGUAGCAAGACCACGAACUAUAACUACCAUUCCUGAUGAUAGUAUGCAAUAUUAUCCAAUCAGUCGUAAGCUUUUAGAUAAUAAACACCACAGCCUUGAAACAAUUAUAGACGAUUUACAUCGACCUGGUAACAUUUCUUCUAAAUUUAUAGCAAAACAAGAUGUUUUAAGAAAACCUAACAAUAAUAAUAAGUCCCCGAUAAGAAUAGUAAAACCUAUCAACCAAAAGGUCAUAGGUGUCAGUGUAACAUCAUCUGUGGCAGCAACACCGUACAUAGUAAGAGUCGAACAUAAUGAUCAAAAUGGUAUCCCUAUGAUAACACAAUCAUCCCCUGUAGUGACAAGUACUAUUUACGUUACACCUAAUCCACCGUUGGCAAAAGAUGUGACAUCAUCGCCAGCUAGAAUUGUCACAGAAGAACUCAGUAAUAUCGUUUCAGAGUCAAACAGAAGUGAAUUUUCAGUGGAUGAAAGUGUUCCAAGAACAAGCACACACAAUCGUGCUUAUACUACUCCAAGACCUACAGCUAGCUAUCAUUCUAACUCCAGGGAUAACAAUCAACCUACAGAUUCUGCUGUCAGUGGUAGCAAUUCCGAGCCUGUUGAGCAAAGAUAUGAAUUUCAAGAACAUAAUUCUGAAAUGAAGGAAAUAAACCACGAAAUUGCAGAAGUUCAUGCACCUUUUUUACGCAAUCAAGGUCGUAAAGUUGGUAGACAUUUUGAAGACUCGACAUAUAAUCAACCAUCUGAAAUUCACAAUACUAAAUUGGAAGGAAAAGGCUAUGAAAAUCAGAAAUCUAAAGCGUUUGAAGAACAAGCAAAAAUAUAUAGUGAACCUGCCAAAGUCUAUGGUGAACCAGAAAAAGUGUACAGUGAACCAUCUAAAGUUUAUUCUGAGCCAGCAAAGAUUUAUGGAGAACCAUCCAAAAUCUAUAGUGAGCCUUCAAAAAUUUAUUCUGAACCAGCAAAAGUAUAUGGAAAGCAGGAAAAAGUUUAUUCUGAACCCGCUCGAGUAUACUCGGAACCAGCUAAAGUUUAUUCAGAACCUGCUAAAAUUUACGGUGAACCAGCAAGAGUUUAUGAUAUAAAUGGUCAUCCGAUCGGCGAACCCGAUGAAAAAAAUUAUGAAGUUGAUGAGGCAGUUAGUGUCGGUAGUAAUGGAAACGUUCAUGGACCGCAAUCUAUGACUGAAGCUACAAAUAUCGACGAAGAUGGCCACAAAGUGGGAUACGUCGUCGAAGGGCGUAAUUAUCGAAAAUAUCGCGUUGAAGAAAGAACGUCGGAUGGAUUUAUUGUAGGAGAAUAUGGAGUUGUUAGUCACGAUGAUGGAUCACUGAGAGGAGUAAGAUACACUGCUGACGGAACUAUUAAUCCACGGCUCAUUUAUGAUGCUCUCAUGAAAUUUUUAGCUCUCUAA
Messenger RNA from Phymastichus coffea, 2095 nucleotides. RefSeq lists its product as uncharacterized. Bases 365 to 2095 code for a protein of 576 amino acids. Lineage: Eukaryota; Metazoa; Arthropoda; Insecta; Hymenoptera; Eulophidae. The transcript has 2 exons. The record is from RefSeq and is a predicted model, not a curated record.